GGAGCAGCAGGAGUCGGCGAGGCGGCGGCUGCGGGGCGAGCGGAGUGACGGGCGCGGCUCAGCCACAAGCCACAGUGGGGGGUGCAUGCUGCUUGCUCCCCUUUUGCUGCACCACUGCCCAGAGUUGGUGAGAGGCCCUGGCCGGGGGUGCCAGGUGAAAUGGCUUCAAUGCCGUCUGGUUUGCUGAUGCUCUGGCCGUUGGUUCUGCUCCUCUGUGAUCCAGCAGCGUCCAUCGAGUUCCCCAAAGGAUUACUGCAGCCACCUGAAUUCACAGAGCAGCCAGAUAAGAAAAUUGUUAUUUUCCCAAAUGACGAGGCCACCCUGAAAUGUGAGGCCACUGGGAACCCCCCAGUGAAGUUCCGGUGGACCAGGGAUGGGCGCGAAUUUGAUCCUGAGCAGGUGCCGGGGAUGACGCAACGGAACGGCAGAGGGACCCUGGUCAUCACGACAAACAACGGCAAUACGGCUACCAAGUUCCACGGGCGAUAUCGGUGUUAUGCCAGCAACAUUCUGGGCACUGCCAUGAGCUCCGAAAGCCAAAUUAUAGCUGAGAGUGCUCCACAGUGGCCAAAGGAGAAAGUGGCACCUAUUGCAGUGGAGGAAGGGACCCAUACGGUCUUACCCUGCAACCCACCUGAAAGUGCUGUCCCACCCAAAAUCUACUGGCUGAACAACAAGAUUGAGCAUAUCAAAAAAGAUGACCGAGUUACCAUGGGCCAAGACGGGAAUCUCUAUUUUGCCAACGUCCAGAUGAAGGACAGCCGCCCUGACUAUAUUUGCAACGCCCAUUUCCAAGGUCCUCGAAUCAUCAUCCAGAAGGAGCCCAUUGAACUAAAAGUUUUCCCCACCAACAGUUUCUCGAACCAGAAGCCAAUGCUAAUUGUACAUAAGAUGCCCAACACGUACGAGGCGAAGCAGGGGGAGCCCUUGGUGCUGGAAUGCAUUGUGGCAGGACUCCCUACACCAACUGUAGAAUGGGUCCACCUGAACAGACGGAAGCUUUCGGACCGCGUAAUCUUUGAGAACUCAAAUAAAACCCUGCGCAUCCCAAGCGUGGAGGAGGAUGAUGAUGGAGAAUACCAGUGCAUUGCUCACAAUGACCACGGCACGAUCCGCCACAGCUACUAUGUGACGGUCGAGGCUGCUCCAUACUGGAUAAAAGAGCCCGAGAACGAGAUCUUUGCUCCAGGAGAAAGUGUGCGCUUGAAUUGCGAUGUUGAUGGGCAACCCAAACCAGAGGUGUCGUGGAGAAUAAAUGGGAUCCCGCUAGAAGAGGUGAUGCCAGACCCCAGAAGGAAGGUGGUGCCAGGAGCUUUGAUCCUCAACCAAGUGCAGCCCAACGACACAGCUGUGAUCCAGUGUGAAGCCCAUAAUAAGCAUGGCAGUCUCCUCGCCAAUGCGUACAUCCUCAUUGUCCGUCUGCCAGCAGAGAUCCUGACCCCGGAUGGGUUAGUAUACAAUGUGGUGGAGAACCAGACAGCCACCUUGCACUGUGAGACUUUUGGGGCACCUCGACCCACUGUGAACUGGCUUACAGAAGGCUUGUACUCCAUCAUGGAAGAUUACCGGAGCUUUCUAUUCACAAACGGAACCCUCCAGCUUGAGAAAGUCCAGCGUGAGGAUGCAGGGAACUUCACAUGCUUCGCCGAGAAUGAUCAGAACAAUGUCUCCAUCGUCGCCCACCUUUUUGUCAAAGGAGCCACACAGUUUGAAGUGGAGCCUACAAACACAGAAGGGGAGAAGGGUGGCCACGUGACGUUCCAUUGCAAAGUGCUGUUCGAUGACACCAUCCCAGGCCCUGGUCUUGAGUGGCACCGAAAAGGGCAGCCGGUUAAGGAGUCCGCUGACAAUGACAAGUAUUUCAUCAAUGACACAUCCCUGACCAUCACUGACCUGGACUAUUCUGACCAAGGAAUAUACACCUGCCGGGCUUGGACAGCUCUUGACUCUGUGGAGAAAAGUGCCAAGCUUUGGGUAUAUGGCAAUCCUGGCCCUGUGUCAAAUCUGGAACUGUCAGAGCAGGAGGACUGGCAGGUGAAGCUGACAUGGACCCCAGGAGAUGAUCACAACAGGCCUAUCAAGGAGUAUACUGUAUUUUGUGACGAAAGCAACUUUGGGCAAGGAAAAAUGGAAAAGUUAGCCACUGUACCAGGAAACCAGCCGUGGGCCACGCUUCACCUUUCUCCAUUCAGGAAAUACAACUUCUAUGUGAAGGCCAGAAAUGAUCACGGGGAUAGUGCGUUAAAUUCCCACCCUGUCAGCUAUGUCACAAAUCCUGCAGCCCCUAAGCGGAAUCCAUCUGAUGUCAAAGGAAAGGGGAACGAGACUACUAAUAUGAUCAUCACCUGGACGCCCUUGCCUCGCAGGGAGUGGAACGCCCCGAUGCUGAAAUACCUUGUGCAGUGGCGACCGAGGAACCAUGAGCAAUGGAACACGGUGGAGGUGGAGCGCCCCCCUGUGGUGGUGACGGAAACCCCUGUCUUCUCACCCUACGAGAUUAAAGUGCAGGCGCAGAAUGGCUUUGGCAAAGGACCUGAACCGCACACCACUCUUGGCUACUCUGGGGAGGGUGUACCCGAAGCCGUCCCUGAGAAUAUGGGAAUUAUGGUAAUCAACAGCACAACCAUCAAGAUUUCCUGGAGCCUGCUUCACAGACAGAAAAUUUUCGGCCACCUCAGGGGAUUUAAGAUUUAUUAUUCAAACUUUGGGACCAUGGCAGAGCACAGCCAUCGUCAGGUCUACCUUCACCCCCACCCCCACGGGGACCUGGAGAUUGAAGGGGAUGUGUCUCAAGUCACCUUGGGGGGCUUCAGGCCCUGGAGCCGGUACCGACUUCAGAUGACUGUGCUGAAUGGGCAGGCCGAGGGACCCCGCAAUGAGGCCCUGGAGUUUAACACCCCUGAGGGAGUGCCCAGUCCUCCAGCCUCCUUCCACUUGGACUGCAUCUCGGAUACGGCACUGAAACUGGAGUGGACGCCCCCCAAAUUCCCCAAUGGGAAAUUGCUGAGAUACAAGUUGGCCUUCCAGCAAGCCAACCAGACAGCCAACCAGACAGCGCUGGAAUCCACCUCCUACAGCAUCAGUGCUGAACACAAUGACUUUAACCUCACUGACCUUGCCCCCCAUACUCCCUACAAGUUGUACUUGUGGGCAGAAACCAGUGUGGGGCCAGGGGAGCCAUUUGUCCUGGAAGAGCAUGCGAUGCGUGAGUCAGUGAACCUGAGCUUUAUGAAUAUCAGUUUGGGUGAAACAGGGAAGAACUACACCACCAUCGUCUGGACCCCACGUCCCAACCAGCGAGAUGUGGAAAUCAAAGUCCAUCUUAUGAGCAAGACUGAUAAAGAAUCGUGGCGCACUGUAGGGGAUGCCAGCUCCAGCCAGGGCUCCUUCAGCAUCUCAGACUUGCAGCCAGGCAAGCAAUAUCGGGUCCGGCUUGUGAAAGCACACCGUACGGGGGAGGAUCAAACCAUCUGGGAGACAGAGGUUGAAACUAGUGGCGUUGUUGCUGAGGAUUUCCAGAAGAGCUUUGCUGCGGAAGGUUGGUUCAUCGGCUUUGUCAGCGCCAUCGUUCUCCUCAUCCUGGUUCUGGUGCUUCUCUGCUUCAUCAAGCGCAGCAAGGGCGGCAAGUACUCGGUGAAAGACAAAGAAGACACUCAGGUGGAUUCUGAGGCCAGGCCGAUGAAGGACGAGACCUUUGGGGAGUACAGUGAUAAUGAGGAAAAACCCUUCACAAGCAGCCAGCCCUCCCUGAACGGUGAAAUCAAGGCCCUGGGAAGCGACGACAGCUUGGCCGACUAUGGGGGCAGCGUGGAUGUCCAGUUCAAUGAGGACGGCUCCUUCAUCGGCCAGUACAGCGGUCAAAAGGGCAAAGAAGGAGGGGGAAACGACAGCUCAGGGGCUACGAGCCCCACCAAUGUGGUCACUGCCCUGGAAUAAAAGAGGGGGCACCUCCCCAAAGGAUACCCCCAACCCUGGGGGGAAGAGGAUUUCCCUGUGGAUUAUUGGGUUGAGGACACAGGGAUAACCCCCUCCUCACCAAGGGAAAGAAACAAAGAAAGAAUAAUUGCUCAAGCGGAAGUGGUAAUUGGGGGAAUUCACCCCUUUGUUUACUAGCUGACCCCCCCACCCCAUCAGGGAGGGUUAGAAAAUCAGGGGAUUCCCAUAAUUAUUCACCCAGCCCUGAGCAAAGUCAUAUUUCUCUCCUUUCUGCACCCCUCUCCCAAAACCCAGUUAUCCUUCAGCCAAAUUGGGUGUGUGUGUGUGUGUGUUUGUGGCGGGGAGGGCAGGGCGGUGACAAGCUCAGAGGGGCUUAGUGGGGCUCAGUGUUCAAAAUUGCCAAAAGAACGGAUGACCCCCUUCCCAAUCCUCAGAAAUGUUCGUUCUUCAUAGGUGUUUAGGAAGCAGGUGCUAACUGGUACUGCAAAGUCCCAUCUCCACUCCCCACCCCAAGACAUGGGAAGCAGACAGAACAGCUGGUGGAAUAAUAGGGGCUGGGAGUCCAUGGGGAUCUUCUGCCUGCCCCUGCGGAAGGAAGGAAGGCUUGUGGGGUAGCUGAAAAGAAAGCUGUGGGAAAGGAAUGAGUAUCAGUGGGCUGGAAAAUUCAAAAGCUGUGGGUCUCUUGAUUCUGCUAUGCACCCCCUUCUUUUCAUGGAUUAAGCCAACUGAAGUUUCCUAACAUUUGCACCUAGCAGGGGAGGUGUGCCCCAGCUGCACCCCCCAAAUCCCACUGCAUAGAUCUGUCAAUCCUUCCCUCCUUGCUUGCUUGAUUCCCCAACCCAUGCCUUGUUCAGGGGGCAGUUCCCUUUGACCAGUGGGCUUUCAAACUUUCCGUCUUGAGGUUUGUGUGCUGAGGCCUUCUUGCACAUCUGCCAUGGAGGUCUGCGUUGCCAAGCAUUCUGGGACAGGGUCCAGGGUCCACACUAAGCAUUGCAGUGGAAGAUUGGUGGUCAUAAGCAAGGGGUUCUUCAGGAGAAACUUAGCUGCCAUGAUUCACUGAGGAACCCCCAAAUUGGUUUUCAAGAGGCUCCAGGUUACACCCCUGGGAACAAAGUUUGAAACCCAUUGCCAGAACUUAGUCCCCUUCUGGUGCUGAAUUUCCCACUUAGGGUGUGUGUGUGUGUGUGUGUGUGCGCGCGCGCAUCUCUCUUGUUCCUUUUUCUUCCUUUUUGGGUGCCACAUUAAUUCAUGUCCCUCUUUUUUCUGAUGACCAAAACCCAUGGUUCCUUCCACUGGGCCAAAUAUCUUACCAUUUCACAGACACCCCCCUCCUCUUUCUCUGUUCCCCACUCCCAGCCUCCCCACAAACAAUAGAGAAAAGGGAAAAAAAACCAAGAACCUCUGUGCUUCUUGAAUGCAUCUCACGCAGCUGCCUUGCUACACGUUCUGUCUUUUGAAAGUGGCCUCUUCACCGAAUCAACCCCCACCCCACCCCCAUCUCCAGCCUCUGUCUGAUGUGAUUUUUUUUCCUCUUGCUUGUUGGGGAUGAAGCAAACCCUUGCUUUUUUUGCAUAAAACGUUUUUUAAAAUAACAAUAAAAAAUAAUAACAAAAGUACUCUGAUGUUUUGAGCAACCCUACGCAAAAUAAACCCCAUCUUUUCCCUGGUCUGUAAAUAUUUCAAACCCUUGUGCUCGAGUUUGUUUUAGGUAUCUUAGGACUGGUGUUUUGAAGUCUUCUAGUUGGUCUAUUUAGGUGGCUUGGAAUUUAAAAAACAAAAAAGGGAAAAAAAACAUUUGAAAAGUCCCCUUCCUCCUACUCUGUGACGCCUUCCCCCCCCCCCCCGCUCCAAGCCUCCCUGCCCUGUGUAUUCUUCUCUUUUGUCAGGUCUGUUGCUAUCUACCUUUCUCUCUCGAUGGCUUUUUUAAUAUAUAUAUAUAUAUGUAUAUAUAAACAGAAUUAUAAAAUGGUAAAUAAAUGCUGAAAUUGGAGCUUGCUUGGAGUGAUGA
Molecule: messenger RNA, 5944 nt
Organism: Zootoca vivipara (common lizard)
Lineage: Eukaryota; Metazoa; Chordata; Lepidosauria; Squamata; Lacertidae
Gene: L1CAM
Product: L1 cell adhesion molecule
Biological process (GO): cell-cell adhesion; brain development; axon guidance
Cellular component (GO): axon; plasma membrane
Molecular function (GO): cell-cell adhesion mediator activity
Source: RefSeq, a predicted model, not a curated record